GGUCUUGCUUGUAUUCAACUAGAAGGUCGAAUUCUAUAACAACCCUAACUACCCUUGGUAGUAACUUGAAGUUGUAAAUCUUCUCCCCACCUUUCCUCUUGGAUCAUCCCAAGUUGUACUCUUAUUUCUUAGGUAUUCGCCAAGUUCCAAGUUUUAAUUACAAGAUAUCGAAGGAAAUAUCUUCAGCUCUACAAGAUGGCGACCAUACCAGUCGUCGUCAAGCAUCAAGGUACGAAGUACGAUGUUGAGGUCGAUACCGACUCGACCGGUGAGGUAUUCAAGUUCCAACUUUACAGUCUUACCGGCGUAGAGCCCGAACGUCAGAAGAUCUUGAUAAAGGGUGGCCAAGUGAAGGAUGAUACCCCCAUGAGCAAGUUCAACUUCCAACCCGGUCAAUCGAUAAUGAUGCUUGGUACGCCCGGAAACAAGGAUGUUCUUACUCGUCCUAAGGAGCCGGUUAAGUUCGUCGAAGACAUGACAGAAGCCGAGGCCGCCCAGCAAGAGGGAGCUAUACCUGCUGGUCUAACUAACCUUGGUAACACAUGCUAUCUCAACUCAACCCUUCAAACUCUUCGUGCCAUCCCCGAGCUGCAGAACGCUCUGGGUAAGUACGAAGCUCCCAGCAGUGCUAUGAACACUACUGGGCUCUUGCCACCACUGGACUUGACGAAACAGCUUAGAGAUUUGUACAAGUCCAUGUCCGAAACCCAAGAGCCAUACGCGCCCCACACAUUUCUAACCUCGCUGCGUUCGGCAUUCCCUCAGUUUGCUGAGCGUUCUCGAACUGGUAACGGAUUUGCCCAGCAAGAUGCUGAAGAGGCAUGGUCUCAGAUUGUCACCCAGCUACGCCAGAAGUUGCGCGUGAAAGAUACCCCUGAAUCCCCAGAGUCCUCUUUCAUUGAUAAAUACAUGUCGGGAGAGUUAACGGCCGAGCUUGAGUGCGACGAGCCUGCAGCUAGGGAAGGCGGAGAGAAGCCCGUAGUCUCGAAAGAGACUUUCCUGAAGCUCAGUUGCCACAUAGAUGGCAAUACGAAUCACCUACGGGAUGGAAUCGCAAACGGUCUAAGCGAAAAGAUUGAGAAGAGAUCGGAGGUUCUCGGCCGAGAAGCUGUUUACACCAAGACUUCUAAGAUCUCUCGGUUACCCAAAUACCUCACCGUGCAGUUCGUUCGCUUCUUCUGGAAACGAGAAACCCAGAAGAAGGCUAAGAUCAUGCGUAAAGUCACCUUUCCGCACGAAUUAGACCUCGUGGAAUUUUGCGACGACAAACUGAAGGGAAUGCUUGUUCCGGUCAGAGACAAGGUUCGAGAAGUUCGAAAGGAUGAGGAAGACAUUGAGCGUGCCCGCAAGCGCCGCAAGCGGAAUGGGGCUGGCGAAGAUGAUAUCCCUGGUGGAAAGGGCGCAAAGAAGGAGGACAGUAAGGCGUCCGGUACUUCUGGGGAUGGCGACGUGGAAAUGGGCGAGACCUACAAGACUGAUGCAGAGAUUGAUGCAGAACGCGAUGCAGCGCUUCUUGCAGCGAAAAAGGAAUUGAACGCCCUUAUUGACCCAGCCCUCGCCAACGACGACGGCGCAAACCAAUCCGGCUUGUACGAACUUCGAGGAGUUGUGACACACCAGGGCGCAAGCGCAGACAGCGGUCACUACACAUCUUACGUCAAGAAGUCGGCACCGGUUGAUGCGAAGACCGGCAAGCGAAAGGAGGAAGAUGGCAAGUGGUGGUGGUUUAACGACGACAAGGUGUCUGAGGUAACAGCAGACAAGAUCGAGGCGCUAGCCGGAGGUGGCGAGUCGCACUCGGCUCUCAUCUUGCUGUACCGCGCUAUCCCCUUGCCUUCUGCCGAAGGGACGAUUGAGUGAAUACGCGAAGAUGAGAAAUGAUGUCGCAUACGGGCGUUUGAGUGCAUGGCAAGCAGGGAACUUGGGACUAGCAUUAGACUCACUUUCACUUGAUGGGGAACGGUUCGGAAAAUAAAUGUUGUGCCAACAUGGCCAAACUUGUAGUAUUUUCAGCAGUCCUUACGUUUGAUGCUACAACGCACGUACGUGUGGAUAUUUAAAGCAAGCAGAACGGUUGGCAUAUAAGCCUGACGUUGCCAUAAUUGUCCAGCCUUCCUUUGUAAUAGAACCCCUAAAAUGGC
Annulohypoxylon truncatum is the source of this 2141-nucleotide messenger RNA. Its product is annotated as cysteine proteinase. Gene Ontology annotation, biological process: regulation of proteasomal protein catabolic process; protein deubiquitination; proteasome-mediated ubiquitin-dependent protein catabolic process. Bases 196 to 1860 code for a protein of 554 amino acids. NCBI's taxonomy places the organism in Eukaryota, Fungi, Ascomycota, Sordariomycetes, Xylariales, Hypoxylaceae. The record is from RefSeq and is a predicted model, not a curated record. Gene Ontology annotation, molecular function: protein binding; cysteine-type deubiquitinase activity; proteasome binding. The transcript is spliced from 2 exons.